UAGGCACAGUCUGACAUGCCAGAGAAACGUCAUAGCUCAAGCACCUGGGACAAAUCUGGCAGGGGGGAUGGAUCUGACAGCACACAUUUGCAGCUAUAUUUUGCAGGCACUCUCCCUGUCCACAGCUAGUGCAGAGCAGACUAGAAUAACUUCCCCAGUUUAGUUCCCUUUAGCAACAUGAGGUGAGUGGUGGAGAGCUUUGAGGAGGGUUUUCUUUUCUUUCUUCCUUUUUUUCUUUUUUUACCUUUUUUUCUAUCUAGGAGGGGGGAGACAUAAUCAUUAUUUUUGCGGGGGGGGGAAGUACUCAAAGUUAGAGAGUUUCCCAUGGAGUUGUGAGAGAGCAAAAGAGCUCGGUGUCUUGGAGCAGAAGCACUUCCUUGCUAAAUCACUUCUAGUUACUUUGUGUAAAAUGCCCCACACUCGUCCCAGGAAUCCGAGUCCUAUCCCAGAGGUGACCUGGGACUCUGGGUUCAAGGAGAUGAAUGAGACCUGGAAGGGAGCUAUCGCCUGCCUUGGAGUGGCUGUCUUCUUUGUGAUGACCAUUGGGAUUAUUUAUUGGCAAGUGGUGGACCAGCCGAACAAGAACUGGAUCGUGAGAGGGAGCACCAGCGGUCUCAUCUGGGAGCGACGGUCCCACUCCCUUAUCCUGCAGACCCUGAGUGAGGAGAAAACUGUGGUGGAGAUUGAUGUGGGCAACUUUCCAGACAUGGAGCUGCCUUUUGUGAAGAACUUAUGCUGGCUUAACAAAACAGAGUUCUGCUACACCUGGGAUGACACAGCAGACCUGAAGAUUUCCUUUGAACCUGGUUUCUCUGUUGGCACGGAGUGCUACAGCAUCCGCUGGACACCUCUGCACUGCGAACUUACACUAAAGGAUUGCUUCUCAAUGACCAAUAUCUCCUGGUAUGGAGGAGCAAGUGUAAGUGCCCAGCGCUGGCCCCUGAACAACAUGAAUGCAAAAUCCCAGCCAUAUAUUAUCAGCAACCUCAACAAAAAUCCCAUUGGCUAUGGUCCUGUCCUGGAAAGAUACUUUUUGGGAUCAACAGGGGUAACAGUGACCAUUGCACCUGAUGUCCCUGUCUUCCUCUCAGUGGAGAGUAACAAACACUUCUGCCUGGAGAGCCCUUCCAGCAUAGACAUGAUUCCCUUGCAGUAUAUGGUGUGCAUCAGUCAAAACAUCACGUCUGCCCACCAGGAGGUGGGAAGCCAGCUCUCAGAACAGGAGAGGAGGCUUCCAAACACAGACAUACUAGGGUUACCAAUCUGGAAGUAUUAUGGAGCAGCAGAUUCUGCUGCCAAACUGGAGCGAGGUUUAAGGUCUUUCUUCAACAGACUGAAAAGGCACCAUCUUGGGGCGGGGCUAAUUGCCAUCAAUGAACAUUCCACAAUGAUACUUUCCAAUGCGGACCACACACACUUGCCUGGGACCAGCAGGAAGAUGCACAGUCCAAGACACUCCAGAGACCUCUCACUAAUUAAACCUCUGAAACUUUCUAUAACUCUGUCCCCUUACAUAAGCAUCAGCUCACAGCUGUUCCUGAUGUCUCUGCAAGAGGGGAAAGAAAACUACUGGUUGAGUCUCCACUCAGAAUUUGACAGCUAUUCGGCACCUCUGCUAACUACGUGGAAAGGGCAGUUUUCUGUCCGGCUGAAUGUCACCAGCAAUGCUGCAGUGAGCUGGUAUCUGGAGAGGGUGAGCCUUUUGCAGCAGAAACUGGGAGCAACAUAUGUGACCUUUGAAGGUGGGGAAGGGAACAUGUUUCUGGAGCAGGCAAUCCAUCCUCCCAGAGGACUAGAAGGGGAUAAAUACAUCUGCAUUUUAGCACUGAUGGCGUCUGCACUGGGGAACUCAACAAUCAUUAGUGCUGGCACAAGAUCUAAUCACCUGCCGCUCUUCGUUCAAAUGUCCUCACUUCAGUCGGACUGGAGUUAUGCUGGUCUGAAGAGCAUUAUUCCUUCUGUGCUUCACUACAGUCUCCUUGGCUACAACUUCUUCAUUCCAGAUGCAGUUGGAGGGACCCUUACCAAUGAGUUCCUGACAGAUGAAGAGCUCUAUAUUCGGUGGUUGCAGAUUGUGACCUUCCUUCCUGUGAUGUCCUUCAGCACUCCGCCAUGGGUCUGCUGUGAUGACUGGGUGCUGAAUCUCACUAGACAGUACAUACAGAGGCAUCAAGAGUUUGUUGUCCCACUCAUUUUAAAAUACAGCAAGGAGUGGCUAUCCAUGGGGUAUCCCAUCUUCCGGCCAGUGUGGUGGCUCAGCCCUAAUGACCCUAUCACCUUUACAGUAGAUGAUGAAUUUCUCAUUGGAGAUGAGGUACUGAUUGCCCCCAUAACUGAACAAGGGCAAGUCCAGAGGGACAUCUACCUGCCUGGGGAAGACCACCUGUGGAUGGACACCAACACUGCACAGGUGUUUGAUGGAGGAACUGUCAUCAGGAACUAUUCUGUUAAAAUUGCGGAAGUGCCUGUUUUUGUAAAGGUUUCUUCAAUGCCAGACUGUCCAAGGUUUCCAUCCUCCACAGGAGAAUGAUGCUGACAAGACUUGCUCUUUCUUUCUCAACAGACUGUUUCAUCCAUUUGCACUUUUCCAAGAACUCUUGUUUGGUUUUGAUUUGCUUUUGGGUUUUUUCAGUUGUGUUUAAAUCUUUUGUUGUCAUUUGCUACCAUUCUGAGAUAGCAAAAUAUGACAAGAUCUUUGGUGCAAAAUAUAGAUGCUUAUGCAUAUACAGCACAUCCAGUGAGAUCCUUCAGCUUCAGCUGACCUGAUCCUGUGUGCUAACUAUGAGGAAAGUCUUUGAUUAAAUAGCAGUGAAAGAGAGAGCCUCAGAGCCAUAAGGUAAUGGGAAUAGCAGACCACGGUGAUGUCUAUUGGAAAAAUCCUCUUACUUGGGGGAAAAAAAUCAGCGAAGCACAGAGCUAGGUAUGACAGAGAGCAUGACUGGCUUCUUUGGAAAGAAAUAGUCUGGGCUGCCUGCUUCUAGCUUCCUGAAGAAAAAAUAGGAUUGCAUCUUCACCUACCUUUGUAUAUCACAGUGUUUCAGUUGGGGAAAAUGGCAGCAUCCAUCUUUGGACCUUAUGUUGGCGUCUCAGUUUUUGACAAGGGAAUGUCAGAGUUUCAUUAGACAAAGCAUUCAACAAGAUGAGAGCAGGAGAAACCUGAUCUGUAGCAUGAGUGUAGGUUGCAAAUGUAAGGAGCCUUCUUCAUUUCAGAUGGAUAAUUAUUUUAGAAACUAACUUGUCUGCUGCCUUUUACUGCCACAUUCCCACCUCAAAGAACCUGCCUGUGCUUUUGGGAACAGCCCAAAACUGAUAAAAGGACCUUGCUCAUUUCCAAAAAUGAGUUAUCUGACUUUUAGAAGUAGUGAGCACCCUGCAGCAUUUAGAACCAGCAGAGCCAAGGAUUUUUUAGGGUGGCAGCCCAAAGGACAUUCAGACGGCUCUAAAGCCAAGAUAAUUUUCAGAGCUGUUUGUAGCUGUGCUAAGGAUAAGUUCUCAGUAGCUGAUAAAUACUGCAGAGACAGAACAUGCAUUUACAAGUAGUGUUAGCAUAGUCAGAAGGCAGAAAUAGCUUGUCAGGGACUUCAGAUGGCCUUACCAUGGGGCACAUCUCUAUAGGAAAGAGAAACGGUCAGAUCUUUAAUGCUAGAAGUGUAAGGAGCACAUCUUGGUUUUUUAUGUCUUCCAUUCUUAAUCCCCAGCUUCACUUAGGGCAAAUGUCUUUUCACCUGUGAUAAAUGGGCUGGAUCCCCACUCAGCAUAAAUUGGCACUGCCCUACCGGAGUCAGAGAAGAUAGGUUGAUUCAUACCACAGCCCAUUGUCUUCCUCUGCUUGUGCAACCCUUAUGGCAGACAACACUUGGUGUUUUCCUGACUUUUAUCAAGAGUACUGAGGCUGUCUUGGAACAUGAAAGGAUCACACAUGCAGCAUUAGAAGAGACCAGACAUGCUGAGAAAGGGACAAAUAGCCAGGUAUGCCACACACAGGGCACAAAGGGUUUCCCUGGUACAGCAUAGCAUGAACACCAGUUGUAGGAGAGAUGAGGCUGAGAAAAUGACUAGGAGUGAUACCAGUCAGUGCAGCUCUCGCAGUGUUGAAUGGCUACUGCCUUGACCUAGUAUCUAAUAAAAGUCUCCUCCAGCUAUUCACUGGCCUUGGUGCCUGACAUGAAAUGAACAGAACUGAUACUACAGGUUCAGCUCAGGUGUUCAUUUCAUGCUUCCUAUACUGAACUUGAUCUUGCUGCAGCUCCCACUAGCCCCCUUGGCCUUCUCAGUGUUUCUCUCCCUGCACCCUAAUUUCUGAGUUUAACAAACACAGGUCUCCUUGACUAAAGCAACCAACUAAUCCCAAAUUCAAAGGGUCUGAACUGGU
Molecule: messenger RNA, 4372 nt
Organism: Alligator sinensis (Chinese alligator)
Lineage: Eukaryota; Metazoa; Chordata; Crocodylia; Alligatoridae
Product: SITS-binding protein-like
Exons: 10
Coding region: 410-2530 (706 amino acids)
Source: RefSeq, a predicted model, not a curated record